UUUCUCAAUUGACUCAUUUGGCUUGAUAUCGUGCCAGAUAUCUGUGUGCCUCUUUUUUUCUCCUUCCGGUGAUGUCGAUCGAAUAGGUAUCGGAUUCGAUAUCCAGAUCAGUCCUGACGAAUUGGGUACCCCCUCUGACAUGCAGACCGAAGGACGAAUUCCACCGCUCUCUCUAAUUUCUACACAUGCAGUGGCCAGCCUGCCGAUGCGCAGUCUCGACCUCGGACUGCAGCAAGCAUGUCGGCACUAAAGCCGGAGCGGGGAAGACUUCGUCUCAUCCAGGGCUCGGGUACCUGAUAAUUGGAUAUUGGAGGCUUGCAUGCCUGAUGCACUGCAGCACCUUCCCUCGACAUUCAGGCUAUCCAUCCUGUACCCCCACUUUAGCUACCGCCCCGGUCCAACCUCGCACGCAACCUUUGAGGCACAGAGUACGUCUUGUGUCGCAGACUGCUGGUGUUUGUCUGAAUUGCCGCCGUCCCAGCGAGUAUCGCCAGAGUCUCUCUUGAAAAGAGCUCAGUUGAUCGCUGCUGUGAACGUGAGCAGGGGGCAACCCGUGCCGCCAACCAGGGCCUCCAGGGCCCCUCGCAAGCAAAUCCACUCGCCCUCAGCACAGACCCGACAAUAAUAUAUCUCGGUACAUUUUGUUCCAACCAGGCUUUUGCAUUUCCCGGCCCCCAGGGAUUGAGAAAGAGAUAUAUCCGCGCUGUGCUCCUUCACCGGGCUUGUCAAGGGUUUCUUGUCCUGUUUCGUUUCCCUCCUCUCUGACGAUUGACGGUUAUGCUCAGAACUGCUUGAUUUUAAUGUUUACUUUGCUUACGAAACGAAUGUCGACGACGCUUGGAUACCCCUUAUGAACAUGGACAUUGGGCCCUGAUAAAUUGACGAAUACACGCCGUAUCAUCUAUCCCGUGUCCCGCACACCUAUCCUUCCUUCCCGCUCGUCCAACAAGAGCCUCUCCAUCUCGAAUCUGCCUAUAUUGCCACUCUCCCCGAGCACCUUGGACGUCCGAAGCAACGCCGGUGGAUUCUUACUAGAGCGCUCGGCCCAUGAAAAAAUACAUUGAGAGAAAUUUGAAUCUGCUAUGAGUGGGGAUCAGCCAGUUUCCAGCUUUGGCGACCCAGACGCUCAGCCGCCCACCCCUAAACAAACACCAACAUUAUCGAUUUUCCCGAGUCCUCGUUUCGAAACACCAAAGAACAACGCGGGACGAUUCGACGAGCCUGGAGGCUGGACUCCUCAUUUUGCCGAGGAUUACUCCGUCUUCAACUCGACCCCGGGGAACCUGAGGGACAGCCAGCAUCCCUUUCCCGAUUUUGGUCCAGCAACCCCAUACCUUGGUUCGGCCCGCAAACGGACGUUGUCUACUGGGGAAACGUUUUCGCCCACCACCAACUUGCAGCUACCGUCUGUGGAACCGUCCGAGAUCCUACGAUCUUCUCCGAGCCAACUAUCAACCCCAACCUUUCAACAGUUAACUCUCGCCAGCCGAAAUUCAGAUACAGCUGAGAGGACUUCAAAGAAGGUGCGGCGUGGAACAGUGGUUGAGCAAUCUCAGGGACAAACAGCAACCCCGCCGCCCUCUGGCCGGAAGGGUGAACGGAAACUCGCUCCCAAACUCGAUACGUCCGCCAUGCAGAAUGAUCAGGGCUACGGCCACCCAGACUUUUUGGCGACUGCCCAGCCACAAAUGGGCAACUUCGUGACCAACCCUGGCGACAUGUUUUCUUAUCCCUUAUCAGCACCGGCCGCCGGUCCAGGAUAUGCACCACAGCGGUCGUUUUGGGACCAGGAUCCCAACAUGGGAGGAAUGGAAGUUGAUUUCAGUGCCAAUGGCGCCAAUGGUGGCGAUAUGUUCCAAAACCAGACACAUCAACCUCUCACCCCAGUCGACUGGGCAAAUGCCAAUCUGAUGCAGGCACAGGACGCCAUGGUCGGUCACGAAAACGGUCAUGUUACUCCUGGAAAUCACCAAGCUCCCCUUAUAUCACAGGCGCCCAUGCCUGCCCUCGUAACUUCAGCCCCCGAACAAGCCAUGUUCGCGGUUGAUUAUUCCACGACCAUGGAAGACAACUUUGGAAUGAACAGUAGCGGCGGCGCGGUAAACCCCGGGCUCAUCUUCAGCCGGCCGCAGUCAGCCAACAUGGAUGCCAUCUCUCAUGACCAGUCUAUGCAAGUCCCUAUCGCACCUCGCCGUCAAACGAGUCAAGACUUUGUCCAGCCAACGAGCAGGGCACCAUCAGCGCAAAGAAUAGUGACAACAUCCCGAGGCGAGCUUCGUCGUUCGUCAAGCACGAGGACCGUGCCUUCAAGCAGACCAGACCGAGCUCUGGCUAGCUCACCAAUCAAGUCGGUUGGACGACCUGGCCUCUCGCGAAGCUUCAGCGAAAAUAGAGGGAAGAAGCAGUCGAGCCGACCAGCGCUGCCCACUCUUGCCCCAGCUCCUCGUCCACAAUCACAACUGGUGAGCAACGCUGGCGUAGGUGCCAACCGGCCGAUUAUAAGCCAACCUUCCCGUCCAAGUGGAAGGACAUCUCCCCUGAAAAGCCAGCAACACUCCCGACUUUCCAGCUUGACAUCCAUCCCAGAGACCUCGGGUCCAAGAAUGCGAACCCAAGCGAAGUUCACCAUUGAUGCCAACGGCAGAGCAAGAGUGGAAACCACAGUCGUUGUAGAAACAGAAGAGCCAACCAGUGCAAAAAAGCGCCAGGGCUCCCAAGACGGCAGCCAACGUAGGAGGUGGACUCCUUCCGACGAGGAAGAUGACUCUUCCUCUACCGAUGACGAAGGCCCGAUUAUCAUUCCUAGCAGAAACACCUCUUUUGCGCUCCCAGAUCCGGUAAAACCCUCGAUUGUCCAUCCUUUUCACCGGGCGUCUCAUACCGGCUCGUCGUACAGCGCUAGCUUCCAACACCAGGAUGAUGAUAGCGAUGGGGAGACGGUGGUGAAUGUGAAUGACCUCACGCCCACGGGAAAAGUGGCCGGAGACGCGAUCAGUGAGCUGCAAAAGGUCAGGGAGGCACGGCAGCGGAGCGGGCAGUGGCCGCCGAGUUCUGCGCCAAAGGUGAGGAGGUCCUUUUCGGGGGUGGGGGGGUCGGGGAGUGCGAGUUUUGGGAAUCAUCAGCAGGGGGGUUACAGGGGGAGUUAUAAUAAUAGUAGCUUGAGUCCGGCUAGCAUGACGGAGGGGAGUCUGCCGACGCCGACGGGUGAGAGGGGAGGGGGGAUGAGGUGCGUUUGUGGGAGGGGGGAAGUGGGGAGGAAUGAGCUGUUGGUUCAGUGUCAAUCGUGUGAGAUGAACUUGCAUGAACGGUGUGUGAAUGCGACGGAGACGUCAAUUUACAUUUGUUCGUUUUGUGCGAAUGUUACGACUGGGCAUCCGGUGAGGGGUGGUGGUGGAGGGAGGGUUAGGGAAAGGGAGGGGGACAGGGAAAGGGAGGGGGACAGGGAAAGGGGGCGUUAUCAUGGGCAUGGGCAUGUGCGGGUGGGAGGAGGGGGGUCGGGCUUGGGGAUUACGAGUCCGUUGGCGCAUAAGAAUUUUAAGAGUUUUAGGUGA
Podospora pseudopauciseta is the source of this 3551-nucleotide messenger RNA. RefSeq lists its product as uncharacterized. Lineage: Eukaryota; Fungi; Ascomycota; Sordariomycetes; Sordariales; Podosporaceae. The transcript has 5 exons. The record is from RefSeq and is a predicted model, not a curated record. The coding region runs from base 1083 to 3551 and encodes 822 amino acids.